AAUGUUUUGCUUUCAAGAGAGUUAUUAAUAUAAUCUGUGCGAAAGAUUAAUUAAUUUUCAUAAAAUAUUAAAAAAAAAUAUUCGAGUGACAGUGAAUUAGAGUGUCCAAAUUGACCUUAUAAAAUGUCGAUCAGAGAAUCUGAAAUAAGAGCGCUUGUCGAGCUUGCGGUUAACACUGCGCUUGCAAAUCAAGCUCACAUUUUCGAAAAAAGAAAAUAAAAGCUAUAGAAAAUAAAUUUUCAUUAACCGUAGCCGAAGUAGAAGUAUUUAAAGAUGCUGAAAUAGUACAAGGAAUAAGUUGCGAUGAAACAUUAGACAUGGUAAUGUCACUACCUGACUUCGAAGGGAAACAAGAGACAUAUGCAUCGCGGCGCAAAGCUGCUCAUAUGGCUUAUAAAAGUUUUGAGACUUAUGUGGAGAGUUCUAAACACUACCAGGCAUUAGGCAUUAUUAGAAAUAAAAUAAGGGUAUCCGCUGAUAUGAUGCUGUCCUCAUAGGAUACACCACUUACUUUUAAAGCAAUAAUUAAUAGACUAGACUAUAGAUACGCUGACAAGCGUCCUAUUUAUCUUAUUGAACAAGAGUUAUCGACUCUGUGACAAGGAAACUUGUCAAUAAUGCAGUUCUAUGACGUUCUAUGACGUAAGUUAACGCUCUUUUUUAAGAAAACUAUAAUGACAUACGAAAGCACCUUAGCUGCUUCUCUAAACGAGAAAUACAGAACAGAUGCAUUGAGGAUAUUUAUUUCAGGUACGAAAAAACCCUUAAGUGACAUUCUUUUUGCGGCACGCCCAAAUGACCUGCCAUCAGCAUUAGCCUUAGCUCAAGAAGUUGAGUCUAAUCAUGAACGUUCCAAAUUCGAAAAUAAUUUUGCAAAGAAGAAAAAGCUUUUUGCUUGGAAGAAAGAGCCCAUCGAAAUGAAUAUCGAGAACAAAAGGUUUAGAUUCAGACUAUAAAUUGGCAGACAAAAAUCUCAAAAUUGAAGCCCAUUGCCAGAACAAGAUACACCUCAACCGAUGGACAUUGACGGUUCAUUUCGAAUCAGACAGUCUGAACAAAAACCAAAUAGAGGUUUAUCUCCUUAUGUACUGCAAGGUUUACGCUACCAAAGCAACAAAGAAUAAAUCAUCUUUUACGAAAUAAGAGCAAACAUGAAUUAGAAGCGAAUGAUAUUAGAGAUGAAAUUUAUCAAUACGAUGAAAUACAUUUUUUAGAAACCAUUAAACCGUUAGUAGAACUAAAAAAUGUCAAAACAGAAAACGAUUAUGAUAAAGCAUCAAGAGAGAAAGAACGCUCCUCAGUAAAAUAUGAAUGUGCAACUGAAAUAUUUGAAACAACGAAAAUAAAAGAAGAAUUCAUUCACAAAUAUAUAGUUGAAGAAGAAUCUUCCGCAGAAAUGAAUGAAUCAAAGACUAAAGAAAUAUCAACCGAAUUAAAGAAAAAAGUAAUAAUAUCAAUGGAUCGCAUAAAAACUAAAACUGAAACAGUGGUUAGAAGCGCUAAGCGUGGACAUCCGAAAUUAGUAUUUAAUAGGUCAUCAAAGAGAACAAAGCGUCGAAGAAUAGCUCAGCUAUCGAAAAUUGACGAAUCUGCAUCUAUGGCUUUACGUUGCAAGAUGCUAAGUACUGAAAUGUGCAAAGCUAACAUUGAUGAAGUCCUAUCACUAUUUAUAGAGACAAACAUGAGCAAACAUCAAUAUAUACUUAUUAGAACUUUUGCUACAAGCUACAAGCUACUUUCAAUGGCUAAAGCAUCAAGCUAUCCCGACAAAAUAAGUGUGAGUGAAUCGCAGGCUGAAGUUGAUUUGCAGAGCUUGGUUGAUCACACGGCUUCGCGGAUUAUCAGACUGCAGAAUGAUGUUCUGGACAGCAUUGGAUGUGAUUUGGAUGAUAACCUAGUUUUAAUUGGGAAAUGGGGAUUUGACGGCAGCACUGGACAUUCAGAAUAUAAACAAAAAUUCAUGAAUAACGAUAUGAACGAUACCAGCCUUUUUGUUACAUCAUAUGUGCCACUGCAACUUAAAAUGGUAGGAAAUGAUCCUAAACAUCAAAAAAUAAUUUGGAAGAAUCCGCGACCGUCGUCAACACGCUACUGCAGACCAAUCAGAUUUCAAUUCCAAAAAGAAACCUCUCAAUUAGCUGUAAAUGAAGAAAAAUAUUUUAAAGAUAAAAUUGAAUUGCUAAAGCCAACGAUAUGUACAAUAUCUAAUAAUAAAAUUAUAGUUGAACACAGUUUACAGCUUACAAUGGUUGAUGGAAAAAUCUGUAAUGCCUUAAGUGAAAUAUCAUCUUCUACAUAUGUGAAGCGAAACCAACAGAGAUGAACCAUUUGAAAAAAUGUUUGGAAAAAAAUGUUCAUGAAACACGUUUUGAGUUUGGAUUGUCUCCAUUACACUCUUAUAUUCGCUUUUUUGAAUAUUUUUUGCAUUUGUCGUAUAGACUAGACCUGAAGAGUUGGCGAAUUUAUACCUCAGAAGGAAAAGAAUGCUUUCUGCAAAGAAAAAUUAAAAUUCAAAAAGACUUUCGCCAAAAAAUGGGACUUUUAGUCGACAAACCCAGAAGUGGAGGAAGUAGCACCUCAAACGAUGGUAAUACGGCUAGAACAUUUUUUAAUAACCCGGAAUUGGCAGCUGAAAUUACUGGUCUGAAUGAAAAUGUAAUAAUGCGAUGUUUAACAUUGCUGCAAUGCUUGGCAUCAGGCUACAAAAUCAAUGUAGACAAAUUUGCAGAGUAUGCACUAGAGACUGCCAAACAGCUAAUCCAUUUGUAUCCUUGGUACUAUCUACCACCCACAGUACACAAAGUGUUAAUUCAUGCCCCAGACAUAAUAAAUCAUGCUCUUGUGUCCAUUGGAGAGUUAUCUGAAGAAGCGGCAGAAUCUAGAAAUAAGGAUAUCAAAAUGUUUAGAAGGCAACAUACCCGAAAGAUAUCACGGAUUGCUGCAAACGCAGAUCUAAUAAAUAGAUUGCUUUUAAGCUCAGAUCCCUUUAUUACAGGUCAAAGAAAACUGCCAUCUUGUAAAAAAUCAGCACUUUUAAAAUCUACAUAUUAACUUUUAAAUGACACAAUCUUAUAAAUAUUAUUUGUUAUCUUUUUUUUUUCUUAAUUAACUUAUUAAGAAUAUAUAUGUGUAACUGUGAGCGGACAGGAAUGAACCGUUUCCUUUUCCCCUCAAAAUAUUAUUUUUUUUAUUAUAUUAAUAAAAUUAAAAAGUUUAAAACCGAAAAUAAAAAAAAUAUUAAAACUUGACCCGAUCGUUUCUAUGGGAGCUAUAGGAUAUAGUCGCACGAUGUGGCCAAUUUUUUCACAGCAUAUUUAAAAUAUUUUUCUAGAUUUUUGGUAAAAAUUUCAUAACGAUAUCUCAACUAGAAGUAUUUAUGGCCGCGGCUCCAUACAACCGGAUCCACUGUGCAGCGUCUCAUGCUCCUCGCCUCGGCUAAUCCGACUACUCCGCCUGGUGAUCCAGAAAAUUACCGAACUGCAUCAAAUACGCAACCGCUGCUUCGGACUUGUCGAGUACCAUUAUUUCUUCGUUUUGAAUUUUAAGACCUUUCAUAUCUUAAAUAUAGUCUUAGAUAUAAAGAGGCAAAUUUUAUUAACUGAAUGCCAACCAUCUCUGACACGGGAUGCAGAAAUGCAGAUUCUGAUGCACCUCGGCGAAAGAAAAAGGGCUGCGAGAAGAUUUCUAGACAUCGCAGGAACAAGCAUAAGUGAAACUUGUGCGGCGUUUGUAGAAAAAACUCGGAAGCAAAACUCCACCGCCCUGCACCUUUCUUCAUUAGCAGCAAAAAUUACAGAAGCCGGUCUUCCGCCAAACGUGGUGAAUGAUAUAGAGGCCAAGGUAUCGACUUUAGUGUUUGGCGAGAUUAACAAAUUUUAUUCCCCAAACACACCAUAACCCAGUAAAAAAUCUUUGGAUUAAUACCAAAAUCUAGUAAUAUAGGAGUAAUUAUGUACUUGUUCAUUAAUUUCGAGCAUUAAGAGAACAUCAAAGCCAUUUUCGUUAGUUUUUACAAAAAUCGUUUGUUUCCACUCGUUUUAAUACGUUUUGGAGGAAUAAAGGAGGUUUAUAAAAAAAGAUAAAUCGUAAGGCCUAAUCAUAACUGUUAAUUGUUGUGAAAUUCUUUUAUGUUCUAUGUUUUCAAUCAACGCGUGAAUGUGAAUCAAGUGUCGCGAAUAUAUGUAAAAAGUUGUUAUACGGGUAAAAAGUGACUAAUUAUAAUAUAAAUGUAUGUAAUUAUUUAUAGAAAAUGUGUGAAUAUAUUUAAUCUUAAGACAAUUAGUGAAAAAAUAAAUUGAAAAAUAGUCUACAGGUAAUCGAGAAGCUUCUUAUGAAGAGGCGUCGGAACCAAAUGACUAUCUAAACUAAUAUUAUAAAGGAGAAAGAUUUGUAUGUAUGUUUGUAUUGUAUAAACUCGAAAACUACUGUGCCGAUUUCAAAAAUUCUUUCACCAUUAGAAAGCAACAUUCACCCGAGUAACAUAGGCUAUAUUUAUUGCUAGAAUCUCAACUUUCUGGAAAUAGUUCCCAGGUGAGGGUAAAAAAUAUUAGAAAUAUACAAAACCGUGCGAAGCCGGAGGGGUCUGCUAGUUUUUAAUAAUUGUACAUAAAAAGUUUGCAUUUAUAAUAAAUGCUGUAAUGAGUUUCUCGAAAUUCUAAAAACUGAUGGGGAAGUUCCACCAUCUAAAGAAACACUGCUAAAAACUGAGUAUACAUAUUGGUCCAGCAAAACAAAAAUUUUCAACUUCUGCUCUUUUUUGUGCUCUUUCUGGAGACAAAAAAGAUGACUCCCUCUGCUCUCGUUUCGGAGGUCAAAAAUAGCUCGGUUUGCUUUCCAUUUGGAGUUUAAGAUGAGUAAUCCCUCGUAAGGACAUGGUAUGUUAAAAACGAGUAAUAAAUGCAUGGGCCUCUGAGCAAUCCAUGGACCUCUGAGUAAUCCAUGGCUCGCAAGGGAGCGAUCUUAUAUUAAUCUUUGGAUGAUCGGAUUUUUUACAUUUUCCUAAUACAAUGAUUCGCGUAUUGUUGUUAUUUUUAUGUUAAAAUAUAAAUUAUUUUAUAAAAACAUUAAUUUUAAGAACAUUUAAAUUUAAACAAGUAAGGAAGGGCUACCGAACAGAACAUUUUAUACUCUCGCAAAUUUAUUUAUUAAAUUUUAUUAAUAUAACACACAGUUUGACCCAUAUAUUCGGCAUAAAGUCCAAUAGAAUAACGAAAAUUAUCUUAUAUGGUAUAUGAGGGCUGAUGUAAUUCCUAAACCGAUUUCACUCAUUUUCCGAACAAAAUUGCACUAUAUACAAGACUAUAUGCUCACUUAAUUUUUGGACUGUAUAAUGAAAUGGCUAAAAGAAACGACUGCAGAAAGUUUGGUUUAUACAGUUUUUUUGGUUUAUAAGAUAUAUACAAAACACAUUUAAAUGUGCCCCUCCCUAAAGCGAUCCUUUGUACCAAAUUUUACUUUCAUAUUUUUAAUUAUGGCUUAGUUAUGACACUUUAGGUGUUUUCGGUUUUCGCCAUUUUGUGGGCGUGGCACUGGACCGAUUUUGCCCAUUUGAAAGCAACCUCCUCAGGAUGCCAAGGAAUAUGUGUUCCAUGUUUCAUUAAAAUAUCUCAAUUUAUACUCAAGUCAUUGCUUGCACGGACAGAUGGACAGACAGACGGACGGACAGACAUCCGGAUUUCAAAAGGAAACGGAAAAUAACCACGCCCAACUCCCAUACAAAGGUUAGGUUGAAAAUUACUAAAAGUGGGUUAACUCACUAACGACAAACGUCAGAAGCACUAAAUUUCACAUAAGAAAUGGCAGAUGGAAGCUGCAUUCCCAUUGUUUUACAAAAUGGAAAAUGGGCGUGGCGACGCCCAAUAUGGGUCAAAAACCAUAUCUCAGGAACUACUCCACCGAUUUCAAUAAAACUUGGUUUGAAAUAGCUUAGUACAUCCCAACGAUAUGUUGUGAAAAUAGGCCAAAUCGCUUCACAACCACGCCUACUUCUUAUAUACAAGAACUUUGAAGACGAUCUGAAUCGUUUACUUUACAAUAUAUAAAGUAAGCCCUAGUGAAGAUAUCGGUGCUGAACUUUGCACAAAUACUACGUUUAUAGUGUGGCAGCCCCAUUCUAAAAAUCACCAAAAUCGGACCAUAGGUUUUCAAGGCCCCAUGUAUCGAACAUGAGGUGCUUCUAACCUAAUAUUAUGGUUUCCAACUUUCAAUGGACUUUAUACAAUACGAGGGCUGCUAUAUAUAUUUCUGGCCUAGGCAACACUAAGUGUUGCUAGGUGCAAUCUGACAUUUCCAUUGGAAAGUUUGACAUUUUUUAGCAUAACAUCACUCAGAACGUUUUGUCAUUUAAUCGUGAAUUGUUUUAUUUACUGGGAAUUAAAAAAUUAAACUCGGCCAAAAAAUGGAAUUAACACGUGAACAUUUUCGUGCGAUCAUUUUUCACAACUUUCGACGUGGAUUAUCGCGACAGGAGUGCAUCGAUGAACUAAAAUCUUUGUAUGGCUAUGAAGCACCAUCCUAUAGCACUGUGUAAAACUGGUACAACGAAUUCAAUCAUGGCCGACGCUCGCUCAAAGACGAAUUCCGUGAAGGUCGUCCAAAAACAGCCGUUGGACCAGAAAACAUCGAUGCCGUACGUGAACUGAUAAUGCAAGACCGUCAUGUAACAUACCUUCAGAUAGAGGCAUGCCUAUGCAUUUCUCCCACCAGCAUACAUUCGAUAUUGCAUGAACACCUGGCCGUAAAAAAGGUUUGUUCUCUUUGGAUCCCGCACAAUUUGACAAUCGCUCAAAAAAAGGCCCAAAAAUGUUCGAAAAUUGGUUUGAGCGCACGCAAAAGUGUAUAAAUCUUGAUGGAGAAUAUUUUGAAAAACAAUAAAACCAUUUUCGUUGAUAAAUAUUCAUAUUUUCAUUAUUAGGCCAGAAAUAUAUAUAGCAGCCCUCGUGUAUACUAUAUGACGAAUAUGUGGGUCAAAUUGUGUAUUAUAUAAUAUUAAUUAAGUUAAAUAAAUAAAUUGCGAGAGUAUAAAAUGUUCGGUUAAAUGGGCAUAAGUACUUAU
Messenger RNA from Zeugodacus cucurbitae (melon fly), 7054 nucleotides. RefSeq lists its product as uncharacterized. The record is from RefSeq and is a predicted model, not a curated record. Lineage: Eukaryota; Metazoa; Arthropoda; Insecta; Diptera; Tephritidae. Bases 1397 to 2323 code for a protein of 308 amino acids. The transcript has 2 exons.